AUGUCCUCGCCGCUCUUCUCCGUCCCCAUCGGCCCCUGCGGCAAGCACCCCGGCGGCACCAUCACAUGUACGGAGCCCCGGCCUCAGGUCUACCUGCUCACGUGGAACUCGCCGCCCGACAACCGCCUCACGACGCCCUUUUGCAAGGCGCUGCUUGCGGCGCUCGACGUUUUGGAGUUUGGCGGCUACGCCCCCGGCGUCGUCGUCACUACUUCUUCCAUCGCCAAGAACUACUCGAAUGGCUUCGACCUCGAGCACACCCUGUCUGACAAGGAUGUGUUUUUCCCUUUUUUCUACGGACUCUGGGUCCGAUUCCUGACGUACCCCAUGCCCACUGUCGCACUGAUGAACGGUCACGGGUACGCCGCAGGCCUCAUGCUCGCCAUGGCCCACGACUACCGCCUCGCGCCGACGCCCCGCGGCUUCUUCUGCCUCCCCGAGCUCACCUACGGCCUGCCCCUGACCCCCGCCAUGGCGAGCCUCUUCCGCCACAAGCUCUCCCCCGCCGCCCUGCGCGACCUGGCCCUCGAGGCCGGCCAGCUGUCCGGCCAGCAGAUUGUCGACAUGGGCGUCGCCGAUGCCCUUGCCGCCAACCAGGACGACGCGUGGGCCUUUAUCGCCCAGCGCAAGCUCGCGGAAAAGGCAAAGUCGGGCGUCUACGGCGUCAUCAAGGGCGAGGUCCACAAGGAGCUCAUCAAGGAGCUUCGCGGCGAAGGGCUCGUGGCCGAGGAGAAGCGCCACCGCGAUGAUGGCGACAAGACGGCCGAGAGGGUCGAGUUUGGCAAGGUUUGGUACGAACAGUGGAAGGCUGGCAAGGCCAGGCUAUAG
Cordyceps militaris CM01 is the source of this 828-nucleotide messenger RNA. RefSeq names its product enoyl-CoA hydratase/isomerase. NCBI's taxonomy places the organism in Eukaryota, Fungi, Ascomycota, Sordariomycetes, Hypocreales, Cordycipitaceae. The coding region runs from base 1 to 828 and encodes 275 amino acids. Gene Ontology annotation, molecular function: delta(3)-delta(2)-enoyl-CoA isomerase activity; enoyl-CoA hydratase activity. Gene Ontology annotation, cellular component: peroxisome. The transcript has 2 exons. Gene Ontology annotation, biological process: fatty acid beta-oxidation. The record is from RefSeq and is a predicted model, not a curated record.